AUGCAACGACGGAUGACGGAAUCAAAGACCGGACUCAGUGACAAGGACAAUGCAAUAGAUGGAACGAUGUGGUACCUGGCAAUGGAUUCCAGAAUUGGAUACAAGGAAAACGAGUUCAUCAGUCAAUGGAUUCCAGAAUUGACUGAAGAUAUGCUGGCUAUGAUGAUCCGGGCUGAUGCAAGCGCGAAUUUGAAAUCUCCCAGUGUAGAAAUUUCCGCGGAUAGUAAUGAAGCUGAGCCCAUCAAAGAGUGUCUUGAAUCCAGCGAUUUGUCUGUUGAACUUCCAUGGAGUCUUCUUCAAUUUUCUACGGAGUCCCAACUGAUCGGCGAACUGUUGUCCCAUCAUGAAGUUGCAUGCCAUGUCGGUGUCACCGUAGUAGAGGAGCUCGCGAACGUGGUUCUCGACGAUCUUCUUGAUGAAUGGAGUCAUGUCGGUGUAUUGCUUUUGGUAGGUGGUUGUCACCUUGUCGCUAGAAGGAGGAAGAAACGUUAUGAAUCAGUAUCUUCGAAAGAGUACGAACAACAACAGCAGCAGCAGAGCCAAGCAGCAUCGCCAAUGCCGUCUACUACAUCAACAACUACACCUUCUCCUAACGCCGCAUCUGGAUCUCCACCAACUAUCAAGAUCACUGGAUCUGAUGAAGUCUAUCCCCCGAUCCAUUCCAUCAUGGAAAUCGACACCUUCGAAUCGUUGAAAACCUUAAUUCAACUCAUUUCCUGUGCCAUCGCAGUCCUUUCAAAUUCCCUUUUGAUCUUCUUAAUCAUCACAAAAUCACCAAAGAAAAUGGGAACUUAUCGGAAUCUUAUGUGCUAUUUUUGUGGGAUCUCGUUAAUGUUCACCACUUUGGAUGUGAUAAUCAAACCGAACAUCUACAGCCGAGGAAGUGCAUUUUUCAUGGUGAUGGAUCUUCGGAACAGAAUGUUGCCUCGACGCAUUGAAGAGUUCCUCAUGAGCGUUCUAUGUGGCUGUUGUGGAAUGACAAUUUACGGAAUCGCAAUUCAUUUCGUCUACCGGUAUUUUGCUUUGGAAAGACAAGGCCGCCUACGAUUCUUCAAAGGAGCCUAUCAGAUCUUUUGGUUUUUCGUCCCAAUCUUUGGAUGUGUCAAUUGGACUUUCAUCGCUGGUUACUUUUUCGCAAUGAACCCAAUUUCUUCCGAAUACAUUGCUCCAAUGCUUCAAGAAAAGUACAACCUCCCGAUCGAAGACGCCGCCUAUUCAGCUGCCGUUUUCUGGCCACUAAAUGAGAAAGAAGAGAAAGAAUUCCAUUGGAAAUCUGGUUAUGGAUUAAUUAAUUUGGUCUCAUCAAUGACUUUAUCCCUUUCCGUUGUGGUAGUCAUGAUGGUUAAGAGCUGGACAAAGAUCAAGCAGUUGUUGGGAAGACUGGAGUCGAAAUUCUCGAAGAAUUUGCAAAUGCAGUUGUAUAAAGCAUUGUUGGCACAGACCCUAAUCCCAGUUCUCUUCAUCUUCAUCCCCUUCGGAAUUCUCUUCACUGGCCCUCUUCUCCUCAUUGAUUGUGAAUUUCUCUCCGCCCCAAUCACUAUAAUAUAUGCGGUCUAUCCUGCUCUUGAUCCUCUUCCAUGUCUGUUUUUUGUGGAUAAUUAUAGAAAUGUAAUACGAGAUUUCUUCGCAAAGCGAAACAAAGCAAAAGUUUCUGUUAUGACAGAUGAUCAAGUGACCAGGAAUAUUUAUUCGAUUUGA
Molecule: messenger RNA, 1698 nt
Organism: Caenorhabditis remanei
Lineage: Eukaryota; Metazoa; Nematoda; Chromadorea; Rhabditida; Rhabditidae
Exons: 11
Coding region: 1-1698 (565 amino acids)
Biological process (GO): G protein-coupled receptor signaling pathway; olfactory behavior
Molecular function (GO): G protein-coupled olfactory receptor activity
Source: RefSeq, a predicted model, not a curated record